Oncorhynchus mykiss (rainbow trout) is the source of this 1303-nucleotide messenger RNA. Lineage: Eukaryota; Metazoa; Chordata; Actinopteri; Salmoniformes; Salmonidae. The record is from RefSeq and is a predicted model, not a curated record.
AUCGUUGCUGCUGACAUUAGGCAGACUGACAGGCCAGUGCCUCUGGAGAGAAGACAUCCUGCUCAUGGUCCCACACUUUCCCAGGAGAGUAUGGAUGGUGAGGUGGUGUCAAGGGUGACCGGAGGAGCAGUGGCGAGCCCAUGGGACAUGUUUGCUCCAGCAGCUGAGCUGCUCAGGACCUCCUCUGCAUCUGACGAAUCCAUCACCUCGGAGCCCCUCCCCCUCCAGAAGAGCCCGUCUCUGCUCGACCCCACUCCACAACCAGUCACCCUUGCAACGUUUCCCCUGGCAACCAACACCCAGGUGCCAACCCUGACCCAUGGGGCCACCCAAAGGUCAGGCGAGCACUCCCUUCCUCCUUAUCAAAAACCAGGCCCCUCCCACAGCCUACUCCCCUCCAGUGGCGGCUCCUCCACUGUGAGUCUAUCUACAAAGCACCAACGCUCUGGCAUGAAGCUCCACCACAGUGGCUUAACCACAACACUUCAACUUCCAGUCACGGAGCAGCAGGAUCAGGUGGAGGAGGAUGUUGUGAAGAGGUGUAGGAAGGUUAAGAAGAAGAGUUCUGUGCAGACCCCCGAGGAUAAUGAUAUCACCUGGGAGGAGGAAAAUAUGCAGAAGAACUGCAGCCUGCCCUCCUGGAUGUUUGAAACUCAGGAGGUUUCCAGGAUUGGGGAGGGAAGCAGCUGCAAACGGCAGUUGCAGCAAUAGCCCCCUGGAGGUCCUCCAAUGUUCACAGUGAUGGCACUUCGUUCUCAUAUUCUUAUCAGCUGUGUGGCCGGAUUUCGAAGGAUCUAAGCCAUUUAAAAUGCACAAUUGAGAGCAUCCUGUCAGGCUGUAUCACGGCCUGGUAUGGUAACCGCAGGGCUCUUCAGAGGGUGGUGUGGUCUGCCCAACGCAUCCCCGGGGGCAAACUACAUGCCAUCCAGGACACCUACAGCACCCGAUGUCACAGGAAGGCCAAAAAGAUAAUCAAGGACAUCAACCACCCGCGCCACGGCCUGUUCCUGCCUCUAUCUUCCAGAAGGCAAGGCCAGUACAGGUGCAUCAAAGCUGGGACAGAGAAACUGAAAAACAGCUUCUAUCUCAAGGCCAUCAGACUGUUAAAUAGCCAUCACUAGCAGGCUUCCACCCGGUUACGUAACCCUGCACCUUAGAGGCUGCUGCACUAUAUACAUAGAUUUUUUUUCUUGGAAUCACUGGCCACUUCAAUAAUGUUUACAUACUGCUUUACUCAUCUCAUAUUUAUAUACUGUAUUCUAUUCUACUGUAUUUGCCUAGUUAAAUAAAGGUUAAAUUAACA